AUGUUUGUUGGAUGCCCAAUUCAUUUCGACCAGGACCGGGGAGAGAAGGCCCUCAUGGGCCAUAUUUUCAAACUGGACUUGUAUAAAUCCUACGCCGGGAAGCUGCUGGACUCAGGGAACGCGUAUCGAUGUUUCUGCUCUCAAGACACACUAGCCGAGAUCAAAGGAAAGCUGGCCCGGUCGGGCUCAAGCGCGUCGUACGACAGGCGUUGCUUGCAUCUUACAGAGGAAGAAGCUGCGAGGAAAGUGCGGGCAGGUGAGAAAUAUGUUGUACGGUUUAACAAUACUGCCGCUCCAACACGACCACCUGCGACCGACCUCAUCUUCGGUCGCCCGAGAGACACCCACGCCUCUCUUGCCACGGACCCAAUCAUCCUGAAAACAGACCAGUUCCCUACUUACCAUCUCGCUUCAGUUGCCGAUGACCACGAGAUGGGGAUCACUCAUGUUCUGCGUGGAGAGGAAUGGCUUCCCUCGCUGCCGCUCCAUCUCGACCUAUACGCAUCCCUCAAAAUCCCUGCCCCGCAUUUCGGCCACAUGCCAAUUUUGCUGAACCCGGACGGCUCCAAGAUGUCAAAACGACACGGAGACGUUCAAGUGAUGGAUUUCAUCAAGCGUGGUUGGGAACCAGAGGGUGUCUUGAACUGGCUCGUCCUUUCUGGCUGGGGUGUCAGUCACGAAGCACCCUCCCCAGACGGCUCUACUCAAGCUCGGUCACUAAACAUCGUGCCUGAUAGCACGAGGAUCAUGACGAUGGAUGAGAUGGUCGACCAGUUCGACCUUUCCGCCAUCACACACCGCAACACCGUUCUCGAGGCUGCCAAACUAGAGUACAUCAACAAGCACCAUGUCAUGCGCCGGGCAUCUACGCGUACCGGUCUCGAAGAACUUGCGCAGAAGGUGCAUGAGCACAUCAAGGAGGCCUUCCCGAACAGUCCACAUACUACCCUGGAUAUGAUCAAGAAGGCUAUUAGCAUCCUCGAGGGCCGCCUGACGAACAUCUACGACAUCCCUUUCCAUGCACCCUACCUCUUCCAAGAGCCGGACCUGACGUCUGCAAUUGCGAAAGCAAUGCGGGAGAAAAUCGCCUCUGAGAACUACGAUCUCGUCAUCAAAACCGUCAAGGCUACGCUCGAAGGGCAGUCAGAGGACUGGGACGACAUUGACUUCCUCACUCUUCUGCAUAAGGAGCGCGAGGUGUUGGAGUUAUCGACGAGGGCUUUCAUGACACCUUUGAGAUACGCACUAACAGGAAUGAAGGACGGACCUGCGAUUGCUGAUAUCAUGGAUGCAUUGGGCCGCGAGAGGACGUUAGCCCGACUGCGAUAA
Molecule: messenger RNA, 1329 nt
Organism: Cyclocybe aegerita
Lineage: Eukaryota; Fungi; Basidiomycota; Agaricomycetes; Agaricales; Hemipholiotaceae
Source: the annotation of a GenBank genome assembly